CAAUUUUUAUUACUACAACUUGUCUCCCUCUCUCUUCUCAUAUCCAUCCACCAUUUUAUAUACCACCUCAAAUCACUCCUUAUCUCCCAUCACUUCAAUUUCACAAACCCACAAAAUAAAAAAAGGAAAUGCCCUCUUCUCUCCAAAUAAUCAAGCCCAUGAGCUUCCUACCCCAGAGGUUGUCGAGGGCGCCGAAGGCGCCCUCGCCGCCCCAGGUCUGCCCCGCCGCGGCCGCGGGGGCCUCCCUCCCAGCGGACCUGCUCCGCCACCAUACCCACGCGGUGGCCCCCGAGCAGUGCUGCUCCGCGGCGGUGCAGGCCAUCGACGCGCCCCUCGAGGCCGUCUGGUCCGUGGUGCGCCGCUUCGACCGGCCACACGAGUACAAGAAAUUCCUCAAGAGCUGCCACGUCAUCAUCGGGGACGGCCGCGCGGUGGGCACCCUCCGGGAGGUGGCCGUGGUGUCCGGCCUCCCGGCCGGGACCAGCACCGAGCGGCUCGAGAUCCUCGACGACGAGCGCCACGUCAUCGGGUUCAGCGUCGUCGGAGGCGAUCACCGCCUCCGGAACUACCGAUCCGUCACCACCGUCGCCGCCGCCGGCGGAGGCGGAGGCGGCACGGUGGUGGUGGAGUCGUACGUGGUGGACGUGCCGCCGGGGAAUACGGAGGAGGAGACGCGGGCGUUCGUCGACACCAUUGUGAAGUGCAAUCUGCAGUCUCUCGCGGAGAUUUCGCAGAAAAAUAAUACUUCUUCUGUCCAUAAAAAAUAGUCGCGAUCGGAUUUGGUGAGGAUGGGAUAGUUUUUCUUUGUAGAUCGGGGUUCUAAUUUUUUUUUCUUUUAAAACUAAAUUAUAUUGGCUGAUUAGUUAUGGUAAUUGGUGUUUUACAUCAUGUUUAUAUUUUGGAGAUCAUUAUUUGAUGUGUUUUGGUAAGUUACUGUACAUAUUUUUUAUGUUUGAAUUAAUCAAUAUCUUAUUAGGUA
Molecule: messenger RNA, 979 nt
Organism: Salvia splendens (bonfire salvia)
Lineage: Eukaryota; Viridiplantae; Streptophyta; Magnoliopsida; Lamiales; Lamiaceae
Product: abscisic acid receptor PYL4-like
Exons: 1
Coding region: 129-767 (212 amino acids)
Biological process (GO): abscisic acid-activated signaling pathway
Cellular component (GO): cytoplasm; nucleus
Molecular function (GO): abscisic acid binding; signaling receptor activity; protein phosphatase inhibitor activity
Source: RefSeq, a predicted model, not a curated record